Molecule: messenger RNA, 2653 nt
Organism: Pseudophryne corroboree (corroboree frog)
Lineage: Eukaryota; Metazoa; Chordata; Amphibia; Anura; Myobatrachidae
Gene: CDK16
Product: cyclin dependent kinase 16
Biological process (GO): neuron projection development; exocytosis; protein phosphorylation
Cellular component (GO): nucleus; synaptic vesicle; cytoplasm
Molecular function (GO): cyclin-dependent protein serine/threonine kinase activity; ATP binding
Source: RefSeq, a predicted model, not a curated record
AUGGACCGGAUGAAGAAGAUCAAGAGGCAGCUUUCUAUGACCCCGGGUGGGCGCACAGCGGAAAAAAGCCCCGGAGAUCACUCGGAACAGAUCACUGUGGAAGAUAACGGUGGCAGUGAUAACGAGCCCAUCGUCCGAAAUGGGAGAAGCCUUUCGUCCCACAGCAUGCAAUCCUUCCUGCACCACUACACCACCAGCUCCUUCCAAAAGCCGCAUCCCCGACCCCACAGUGUCGUCUGCCGGAGCCUCAGCUCUUAUCUGAACCGGAGCAGCCGAUUAGAGAUUGUACACGAAGACCUGAAGAUGGGCUCGGAUGGCGAGAGUGACCAGGCUUCCGGCUCGUCGGAUGAAGUACAGUCACCUGUCCGAUUGAGAAUGAGGAACAAUGCAGCGCGCAAAAUAUCCACAGAGGAUGUUAAUAAGCGUCUGUCCCUCCCAGCCGAUAUCCGUCUUCCCGAGGGCUACCUGGAGAAACUGGCCAUGAGUAGCCCCCAGUUUGAUAAACCUCUGAGUAGGCGACUGAGACGAGUCUCUCUGUCGGAGAUUGGUUUUGGAAAGCUGGAGACCUACGUCAAGUUAGACAAGCUGGGAGAGGGCACCUAUGCUACUGUUUACAAGGGCCGCAGUAAGCUAACGGAGAACCUGGUAGCUCUUAAAGAGAUUCGCCUGGAACACGAGGAGGGGGCUCCUUGUACCGCUAUCCGAGAAGUUUCUCUUCUGAAGGACUUAAAACAUGCAAAUAUUGUUACUCUUCAUGACAUUAUUCACACCGAGAGGACCCUGACUCUGGUCUUCGAGUACCUGGACAAAGAUUUAAAGCAGUAUCUGGAUGAUUGUGGGAACUUAAUAAACCUUCACAACGUCAAGCUUUUUCUUUUCCAGCUUCUUCGGGGACUGUCGUACUGCCAUCGACGCAAAGUUCUGCACCGUGAUCUCAAACCGCAGAACCUGCUAAUAAACGAGAAAGGGGAGCUCAAGCUCGCCGACUUUGGUUUGGCCAGAGCUAAAUCUAUCCCCACCAAGACGUACUCCAAUGAAGUGGUGACGCUGUGGUACCGGCCCCCGGAUAUACUUCUGGGGUCCACAGAAUACUCCACCCAGAUUGACAUGUGGGGCGUUGGCUGCAUCUUUUAUGAGAUGGUUACAGGGCGACCUCUUUUCCCAGGAUCCACUGUGGAGGAACAGCUGCACUUUAUUUUCCGAAUACUCGGCACUCCCACGGAGGAGACGUGGCCCGGGAUCCUCUCUAAUGAAGAAUUUAAAUCCUACAGUUACCCAAAAUAUCAUCCAGAUCCUAUCCAGAAACACGCAGCAAGGCUGGAUUCAGACGGAGCCAACCUUCUCUCUAAGCUCCUACAGUUGGAAGGAAGGAGUAGGAUCUCAGCCGAGGAAGCCAUGAAACACGUAUACUUCCAUGAACUGGGGGAAAGGAUUCACAAGCUACCAGACACUACUUCCAUCUUUGCACUGAAAGAGAUACAUCUGGACGAGGAGAAUAAGCACAGGCCGGUGGUGCCAGAACCAGUUCACACACAGUCCCGGAGGCUUAGCCUCGUUCUUGGGUGAACACCGCCUGGAGCUUUGUCUUCGAAACAAGAGUGUGGUCCUGCAGCUGGAAACAGAACAAGGCCAGACAGAGCCUUGCCUGAGAUUGCUCUUGGUGCCUGCAGUUGGUGGACAAGUGAACGUGGACAUUAGGCAGUGCCAGCAUGUGGCAUCUAUAAUACCCAUAUUAUCUUUCCCAUUUGGACACUAUGUGCUGAUAUGCUGCUGUUCCUUCGGGGACUCAUGCCACACUCCUUGCCGUGUGUCAUAACGUAUAACUCCCCCGCAUCCUCUCCUUGUUCUCCCAUGUGCGCUGGUCCUUCCAACUCAUCUAGGGGGUCUUACUAUCUGCUUCAUUACUCUUCAUGAAGAUUUGGCCAAGACUCAGUUGUGAUCUGGGUAAGAGCAUCUGUAUAUAUAUAUAUCACGCUGCUGACCUCCAACUCUACAUGAGGGGGUUCCAGUAACGGGGGCUGGUGAGAGCUGCAUGGACCACUGCAAGCAGGGUAAAGACUUUAAAGCUGCUUAGCAAAAACACGACUCUGCCAUAGGCCGGUAGAAAUGAACAAGGAACGUUGGUGGAAAGAGAGGUCUUGCUACCAUCCUGGCUAUGACAGGUGGUCUAGAUCUUGCUCCAACUGAGUGUUAGAAGGGCUGAUAUUUACCACUUCCCCUACUUACUCUUCAGUUAGGUUAUGCCGUGUGUGUAAACCACUCCUAACCUCCUCUUUGUGUGGCGAAGGUUUGUAUAUCAUGGGCAAUGGGGACAAAUCUGUCUCCAAGGUAAAGUCACUUUACUUUUCUCAGGAAUAAAGAUGCAGGGCUGUGCCUGAGGCAGUCAGUAUUACAGACGGGGCUUGUUCACAAGUCUUUAGAAACAGCAAACAGAACAGAAAGGAUAUGUAGGAACAGGGAAAGAUUGUGGCUUUCCACCGUGCACAGGGCCACCGUUGACAACCCUAAGCGGUUGCACUCCCUUCCCUAGUUGGGUACCUUUUUUUUUUUUUAGUUUGUCACCCAGGGGAGGAGCAAGGCAGGGGCUCCACACCCCUCUUCCUGCUACAUAUCAGAUGUAUGAACAACUAUUAAAACCAAACUUUGCUCUCCA